GCAUCCUUCUGUCUUAGAACUUUCCAUGUUUCCAUAUCCAGAUUUCUUCACCAAGGCGGAUAAGAAAUUGGCAGAAGUCAUUGAUCAUCAUUGGCAAAGAGAUAUGGAGAUCCGAAAGCAAGAAGAAGCUGCGUGUGAGGCCCAAAGACAGAAAGAUGAGGAGAAAAAGGAGAAAGUCCACUUUCAAGAAAUUAUGAAGCAGAGGGAAAGGAAACUGAACAGAAAAACCAAGCCUUACGAACUCACUUCAUUAGAAAAGAAAAGUGACCCAGGAAAGGAAAGUGGACCCGUGGAAGCGAACAAGACAGCAAACCUAGCGAAGUGAGCUAUGUGGUAGGGACCCCUUCUUAGAGGUCCCUUGAGGCCAUUUUAAAAAAGGAGUUGUUACCAUG
Molecule: messenger RNA, 392 nt
Organism: Acomys russatus (golden spiny mouse)
Lineage: Eukaryota; Metazoa; Chordata; Mammalia; Rodentia; Muridae
Product: transmembrane protein 232-like
Exons: 2
Coding region: 26-325 (99 amino acids)
Source: RefSeq, a predicted model, not a curated record